Phaedon cochleariae (mustard beetle) is the source of this 1407-nucleotide messenger RNA. The record is from the annotation of a GenBank genome assembly. Lineage: Eukaryota; Metazoa; Arthropoda; Insecta; Coleoptera; Chrysomelidae.
UGUGCAUUGGAUAAUGAAUUCAAUAAUAAUACUACAAACGCAAAUGAUAGCAUAAAUGGUUUACAAUAAUAUAUUCCUCUGCUAUAAUAUUUGUUCGUUAAGCGUUAAGUCCAGAAAUUUGAGCAGAAUUCAAAUAAAAUACCAUAAUUUACAUGUGUCUCAUUUGAAAGCACAAAAACACAAUAAGUAUUCUUAACUUUUUUCGAUCACCUUGUAUAUGAGCGGAGAAACUAUAACGAACAAUUAUCCAUACUUAGUCACAAUUAUAUUCUUAUCACUAUCUUAUCAGUUGUUUUUAGGCAUCUGCACUUAUCACUUAUUUAGAAAUAUUGUUAUUAAAACCAAUAUAUUAUAUUGAAACAGAUUAUCGCAUCCACUCUGGCCGAGAGUUUAGUAUUAAUUCUCACCUAAAAAAAUGCUUCCACUUACUGGUUUAAUAAGACGACAUUUCUCAAAUACUUCAGUGCUGAAUAAUGUGAUUGAAAAUGUGACUGUGAUCGGUGGAGGUCUGAUGGGUUCAGGAAUUGCACAGGUGUCAGCACAAAGCGGUCAUAAUGUACUUCUAGUAGAUGUAAGCCCGGAAAUUUUGAAAAAUAGCGAGAGCGCCAUAGCCAAAAGUGUCGCCCGAGUAGCGAAAAAACUUCACAAAGAUGACGAAAACGCUGCGAAUAAGCUGAAAGAGGAAACACUUUCCCGCAUCAAAUACGUCACAGAUCCUCUCAAGAGCGUUGAGAGCUCGGAUCUUGUAGUAGAGGCUAUCAUCGAGAAUUUGGAGCUGAAACAGAAGCUUUUCAAGAGCCUUGACGAAGCUGCACCGAAAAAGACGAUUUUUGCUUCGAAUACCAGCUCAUUGUCUAUCGCAGAAAUAGCUUCAACGUCGAAUCGAAAGGACAGAUUUGGAGGUCUUCAUUUCUUCAGUCCUGUGCCAGUCAUGAGGCUACUAGAAGUUGUGAGGAUCCCCGAAACGACUGAAGAGACGUUCCAGAGCAUGAUGGCUUGGGGGAAAGCCAUAGGAAAAACCUGUAUAGCCUGUAAAGAUACACCCGGCUUCGUGGUAAACAGACUGUUGGUGCCGUAUGUAUCCGAGGCUGUUAGGAUGUUGGAAAGAGGUGAUGCUAGCGCAGAAGACAUCGAUACGGCAAUGAAACUAGGAGCUGGAUUGCCAAUGGGCCCUUUGGAACUAGCAGAUUUCACCGGCUUAGACAUUGGAGUGUUCGUUUUGGAAGGGUGGCACAAAAAAUAUCCAGACAAUCCACUAUUCAAACCGGUAGAGUUGCAGAAAAGAAUGGUGAAAGAGGGCAAACUGGGACGAAAAAGUGGAGAAGGAUUUUAUAAAUAUACUACAAAGUGAUUUCAUUACACUGUACUUCAUAUCUCUAUAAUAGAUGAUCAAUGUCUGAUAUUCAA